Messenger RNA from Triplophysa dalaica, 3659 nucleotides. Its product is annotated as dapper homolog 2. Gene Ontology annotation, biological process: negative regulation of nodal signaling pathway. The record is from RefSeq and is a predicted model, not a curated record. The coding region runs from base 412 to 3342 and encodes 976 amino acids. The transcript is spliced from 4 exons. Gene Ontology annotation, cellular component: cytoplasm. NCBI's taxonomy places the organism in Eukaryota, Metazoa, Chordata, Actinopteri, Cypriniformes, Nemacheilidae.
GCAGGGUGUCGCAUAUCACUGAAUACAUUCAAUGAUCAUCAUCAUCAUCAUCAUGAACGAAACGAUAGCUGACGUGAUGGAUAAACCAUCUAAAAAUGGUUAGGCGGGGAAGAAUCAUUGAUUAAUGAUCGUUUCGUCCACAUCUGCAAAUUCGGCGGUUCGCCUUGAAAGUAACGUUAUGCCUUUGUUACAUGUGCAAAAGUUAGCGCUCGAGUUCUCUCGGUACUGCGUCUUCUAGAUCCGGAUUCAUACAUUGCGCGGAAUCUGAAUUGUAAGCAUCGCCUCUGGUUAAACGGCACUGCACAAGUCGCACAGCGCUGAUGCUGCGUUGACAGUCGGUGCUCUCGCUUUGCGUAAAGGUGAACAGUAAUCUCUCCCGUUCAACGGGCGAUACAGAUUUUUGCGCGCACAAUGGCCGGGCGCCGCGGCUGCGUGAAUUCGCUGUGGUCAGGGAGCGAGCGGGUUCGUAUCGGAGAGCGAUUAAAAGCAACUGUGGCUGGCAUCAUGGAGCUGGAUCUCCUCAGAGGACGACAGCUGGAGAUGGUGGAUGCGGUGCUGGACGGGAACGCAACGGCCGCUCACCGCGGAGAAGAACGGGAGAGCGCCGCCGAGGAUGGUGCCGCAACCUCCCGCAGGCAACAGAGUCUGUCCCUAGCGCACCCUGAUCUGCCUUAUCCGAGCACAACGGGAGAGGGGAUCAGCUCACGCUGGUCCACCUUGUCUUGGGAUGUCCCGUCUGAUCUGUUGUCCUCUCCCACUCCGGACCCCCCAGGCACCACAGCACUUGACUGCGACUCCAGACCCAGCUCAGGCUUUUACUCGGUCAGUGGGAGUUCUCUGUCAGACUCUUGUUAUUCAGUGUCCAGUGAGGCAGCUCCUGGAGGGGCAGUAAAAGUGAGCUGUAGGCCUCGCUCGAUGGAUCAUAGCACCACCCACUGGAGGGAGGCUGAAUCUCAGAGUGUGGAUUGUCCUGAUCGGACACUGGAGAAACAGGACAAAAGACCUUUUUCAACUGGAGAUCUGGAGAUCAACAGCCUCAUGUUCCUGACAGACCUCUGUUCAAAUUUAGGAGGAAUACAUCCCGGCUCAUUUCUGCCCUCUUCCAACUCUAGUCCUCAGCUUCACCUGGACCCCAAAUUUUGCUCAGACCUAGUGUCUCGAAAGACGAAAGAGGUCUACCCUUACCCUAGUCCCCUUCAUGCUGUGGCCCUCCAGAGCCCCCUGUUCACCUCCUGUCUGGAGCCUUCCCCCACACGCCUCUCUCCCAGCCCAGAGAGUGAGCAACCUGUAGAGCCAGACCUCGAAGAAGCUUCCACGAAGAGCCAACCCCCAACCUCUCCAUCCUUUACUCAACUGGAGCAAUACAUCAACCGAUUAGUCCAUCAGUAUCACAGCAGGGUGGCUGCUGAAACCGCCAGUCGUGGACAUCAAAAGAACCUCGCUGGUUACGAGGGGCUUCAUCCGAGAAGUGCUUCCUCAUCCAGCCUGUCUGGUGGUAGCCUGACUCCAUGUAAGUCCAUACUGGGAAAUGCGGCUAGAGUCAGUCUGAGUAGUAUUGGCAAACGUGCAAGUCGCAAUUCCAUCAAUCUUGGAAACUUGCCCUCUGUGACAGGAGAGGAUUUCAACAUCAGCUUCCACGUGAAUCUCAAUCUAAACCUGAAUCCAAACCUGAACAAGACAUUGAGUUUUGAUGCUAAAAAUAUGAAAGAGGAGGUGUCAGGGUCAUGUGGACAUCUCUCCGCCAGUAUAGUUACUCCAGCUGCUUCUCCUUCCUCUUCUACAUCCACUAUCACCAGCACUCCAAACUGGAGCAGGAGACCAAGAAUCUCCACCUGCCCUUCUUCAGUGAACCACAGAGGGUCUCUGGAGAUAACCGGAAAGACUUUUACCCCCAUGGGUUUCUCUAAAUCACUAGAUUGGAGCGGAGCAGCAAGGGAAGAGGCAGAGGGUUGUCCUCAAACCAAAGCUUGGGAUAGCCCUCCUAAACUUAACGAAGACUCUGCAGUUGUUUGUGAAAUCUCUCGUGUAUCUGGGCUGCCAAGAUCUGUUGUUAUUGGUUUGAUGGAGGAGGGGGUAGAGUUGGAUGCGGAAUGUUUUAGAAGUGAAAGAGAAAGAGGUGUGGGGUCUACCUCUCCAAGUGUUACUACACUGAACUCUAACCGUUCUUCAUUUCAACUUCCUUUUGGAUUAGAUCGAACUAAUCUGACGCCGUCAUCAAACACUUGGACAGGUCAAGACUACUUAUCCCAUCAGCACCGCCUGCAAGUUUCCCACUCAGAUUGCCAUUCGGCACUUACGUCACAGUCAAGUAGCCCCCAUUCUGACAAUUCGGGUCUCACGCCAACUAGGUCCUCUCCCAUCCUCCCCUUCCCACAUAAUCAAUCAGACCCCGCCUCCUCUCCUGGCUCCUCCCAUACCAGAGUCCAUUCCCCUCCUCGGUUACUUUCUAAUUCCCCAUUUACCCCUGCACAACUAUCAGUAUUUCGCCGUGACUCUCCAUCCCAAUGUUCUCUCCCACGCUUUCACCCAUCUAGUUCUUCUCUUGAAGGCCUCAUUCGACCUCGUGGAGGUUCCCUCAGGCAAAAUGCAGGGGCUGGAUGGAGGCCUGAGGACAGAAGCUGGCGAAGAAGUGGAGAUGGAGAAAGGCUGUACCAGGGUAAACAUGCUUCUAGAGAGCUUAUCCGAGCUGCCACAGUGAGUAGUUACUCAGGCAGAGACUACAGCAUCGGAUGGGAGGAUGAAAUGAGCACUCAGACACCUAAAAAGGGUGGAAAGUUCUGGAAGGGCUUUGAAGCACGACUUUGGGGAAGAGAAGAGGAGGAUGAGAGAGACAAGAGGGCUGGUGGAAUCAGCUGGAGGCACACCUCUUUGAAAGAAACGCCAUCCAGUAGGCAGGAACAAAGAGGCAACAACUCAAAAAAGAAAGGGACGAGUUGGGAUGGGCGGAGCUCCAGCCUCCGCUUGUCCAGGCGAGCAUUAUUUCGAAGCGAAUCUCAGGGAAUACUCGAGCCACAUUCUCAAAAGCGGGAUUGCAAUCAGUGGCGUUCCUCUUUUGAAAUCAGCCGAGCCGGGCGGGGCUCAGAGCGCAGUCGCAAUCUUGUGAGAAUGGAAGAGAAGCAUCAUUCUUCAACUGCCAGUCUUUUCCAUCUCUCUCGAUCUCAGAGCCUAGAGGGAAGCAGUCACUCGCUCUCGCCUCUUUCUUCCCCUUCCCUCUCCCCGUCUCCACCACCAUCAGCCCCUCUCACCCGUUCCAGAUCAUUCCGUGACCUGGGAAGAAAGGUUUUUGGCUCCAUGAGGUCCCUCAGUUUCAAUAAAAACCAGAAAUCUAAAAAGAAAGAUUAGUAUUUAUAGUAUAAGAACUUUCAACAGGGGCGUAACAAUGCUGCCAGUUUUUUUCAAACUUUAAACAUUUUCUGCCUGGUUAGGUGCUUCUGCAUGCCAUUUUGUGACGUGUCUUCGUGCACUGUUAUGGUCAUAGUGCUGCUGGUGUUGUUUUAACUAUGGACAUAUUAGGUUUAAAGCACUCUAAAGUAUACGCUGACCAAAUAAAAAAAUAUGUUGUAUGAACUCCGUGCUCAGGACUUUAUGAAGAAACAUUGUUUGAUAUUUGAAAAGUGCUAAAAUGUGGAUAAAUAUCAAUAAAACUAUUUCAAACGGAA